GACCUCUUAACUCUUAAGUCCUUCAAAGCAAAGUAUUAGCUCAUCCAAAGCCUCAUAGAUCUCAUAUCGCUCCCCUCUCUCUCUCUCUCUAGAUCACUCCCUUGCUGACAAACUCUUCCUUCAUCAUUUGUAGAGAUGGUUACAUUGGAGAGCUUGGUUGGUCAAAAUCCUGUGGUCAUCUUCAGCAAGAGCUCAUGUGGCAUUUGCCACUCCAUUCAGCAACUGAUACGCAGUUUUGGGGCGAAUCCUACUGUUUACGAGCUCGACCAGCACCCAGAUGGAAAGGAAAUCGAAAGCAAACUGGGACGAAAACCAAGUUUACCUGUUGUGUACAUAGGCCAGAAGUUGGUCGGCGGUGCCAAAGACGUGACGAGCCUCCAAGUCAGGGGCGAACUAGUCCAAGAGCUCAUCCGCGCCGGAGCUAUUUGGGUGUAGCUAGAAUCAUAUAAAAAACUAAACAAAGCUCUAAUACCAUAUGAUUGCUUAGCAUAAGUACGUAACAACCAGAUGAGACAGUUGUAGUAAGAGUAGUUGUCAUUGGGACUCUCUAUAGUUUUACCAAUCGAGUUCAUUACUCCUUACGUUUUGGAUUUUUUUUUAUGUAAUUUCCUUUUUAUGCCUUAUGAAGUUACGUACUAAAUAAAAUUAUAGUUGGUUAAAAUUA
This is a messenger RNA of Cornus florida, 664 nucleotides long. RefSeq names its product monothiol glutaredoxin-S6-like. The record is from RefSeq and is a predicted model, not a curated record. Lineage: Eukaryota; Viridiplantae; Streptophyta; Magnoliopsida; Cornales; Cornaceae. Bases 136 to 435 code for a protein of 99 amino acids. The transcript has a single exon.